This is a messenger RNA of Pedinophyceae sp. YPF-701, 852 nucleotides long. NCBI's taxonomy places the organism in Eukaryota, Viridiplantae, Chlorophyta, Pedinophyceae. The record is from the annotation of a GenBank genome assembly.
AUGCCGCCCCACGAAGUCAUCUACGCGAAGUACCCUGGCGAGGUCUCCUGCAAAGGCGACAAGAUAACGUCGAAGCGGAACGGGAGGUCGUUCAGCGUCUGUGCGGACAAAGUGACCGUGCACAUCGUCGGAGGCGCGAACGUCUAUGGGCGCAUACACGGCGGACUGGUCCUCGACGGCCACUAUGACGGCGCAUUCAAUCUCGAGUGGACCAACGACGUCCGGUACCGCUGCGUUCUUCUGCACCGCAUGUCACACGGGCUCAGAAUUUCGGGGAUGAACAACGUGGGUGACGCCAGGGACGUCAUAGGCGGCUGGUCUGAUGACGAUGAUUGUUUUGACGCAGAGUUUCGUUCGCGUGCCCUGGGGGUCGCGAAGGACGGGACAGCUCCGACCGAGAAAAUCGCGUACCUGCUGAUGAAGGCCAUCCGAGAGGACCUGGCCAAGGACGUCGUCGUCAACCCGCGCCGCAUUACGGCAUCAGACACCAACUGUGUUAUCUUUCCGCUGCACGUGGCGCUCCGCACCGGAGCACUUCGUGCCGAGAAGCUCCUGACCGUGGUUCGUGGCUUCGUGGCACGGCGCGCGCAGGAGGCACGGCGCGCGCAGGAGGCGCGACGCGCGGAGGCACGACGCGCAGAAGCACGUCGCGCGGAGGAGGCGCGACGCGCAGAAGCACGUCGCGCGGAGGAGGCACGGCGCGCGCAGGAGGCACGGCGCGCGCAGGAGGCACGGCGCGCGCAGGAGGCGCGACUAGAAAAGGAGAGGGAGGCGCUGCGGUGCGCAGAGGCAGAACUGCGGCUGCAGAAUUGCGCAGCGCAGGGGGCAGGCAUCACCGUGAGCGCGCAGUAG